AUGGGAUAUUUUCUUUUAAGGGUAAUACGAGAAAAAAUAAUAAAAGAUAUAUAAUAAAUAUAUCAAUAAUAGAGUGGUGGUGGAUAUUAUUAAGAAGGAACUGGUAGUACUAAGAUGAGGAGAUGGAUUGAAUUAUAGGAUGGAUUUAAUAACUAUUCUUAAGUCAUUUAUAAUGGUGACUUUCAAAAUGGAAAAAAAGUAGGUAUCUGGAGUAUUUUUUAUAGGAAGAUGAGAUAGAAUUUAAGUAGUUGUAAUAUAAUUACUUAUACAAAUCUUUUAGUGGUUGUGGAUCUUAUAGUAAUGGAAGUAAGCCUGGAAUGUGGAUUGAAUUAUAAGAUGAAUUUGAUCAUUAUUCUAAAGGUAGAUGGGAUAUUUUGUAUAGGAAGUACGAUGAGAAAGAAUUUUAAUAGAUGUUAUAUUUUAUUUAGUUUAAAUAUGUUAUUAGUGGUGGAGGAUUAAAUGACUAGGAACGUUAUAGGAUUAAGAUAGGGAGAUGGAUUUAAUUUGAUAAAGAAUUUAGGUAUAAUUCUUAGUUAACUUAACAUGGAGAAUAUAAAAAUGAUAAGAAAUUUGGUAAUUGGAAUUCUUUUUAUAGAAAGAAUGAUUAAAAUACUUUUGUGUAAGUCUUUUAUAUUUUAUUAUCUUUUGAUUUUUAGACUAAAUUUUAAAAUUUCAUUAACUUAAAUUCAGUUAUAAAUUUUUAGAUUAUUUAACAUAUUAUAUAACAGCAAUAAUAAAUUCAAUUUAUCUAAUAUUACAAAUUUAAAAUUUAGGAGAAAAAAAUUAAGAAUAUUUAAACUUAAAUUCAUUUAGAAUUUGUCACAAAAAUCUAUUUUUUAGAGAAUUUAUAGAUAAUUUUGA
This is a messenger RNA of Paramecium sonneborni, 861 nucleotides long. The record is from the annotation of a GenBank genome assembly. NCBI's taxonomy places the organism in Eukaryota, Ciliophora, Oligohymenophorea, Peniculida, Parameciidae.